UGGAGUCGAGAGAGGGUUUUUCAGACAACAGCGCCCCUCUUUUAUAGCUUAUCGCUCCACCCCAGUUCGCUUCACUCUAGGCUGGGCACGUGACGGGGUUCUUGCUGCAGCGGCGGACUUGGAGGGCGCCGGUGUGCUGGGGAGGCUGAGUCACUGUGAUCAUGGAUCUGAAAUGGUUUCUGUUAGUGACUCUUCUGGUGCUUGGUGUAGUAACAAUAAAGGCUCAUGACCAUCACGACCAUGACCACGAUCAUCAUGACCACGAUCAUGACCACGAUCAUGACCACGACCAUGAUGAUGACGAUGGGCUGGACAUUGAUGAUGACCUAGAAAAUCCCGAAGAAUUAAAACCAGAGACCAGCCUGCCUCCUCCUGCUCCCAAGGUGACUUACAAAGCCCCGGUCCCAACAGGAGAUGUCUAUUUUUCAGAAUCAUUUGACAAAGGAACUUUGGAUGGGUGGGUUCUUUCCAAAGCCAAGAAAGAUGACACGGAUGAAGAGAUUGCCAAAUAUGAUGGUAAAUGGGAAGUGACAGAAAUGAAAGAUUCAAAUCUCCCAGGGGACCUAGGCCUUGUUCUAAUGUCACGUGCAAAACACCAUGCAAUUGUCAGCAAACUGAAGAAGCCCUUUGUCUUUGAUAAGAAAUCUUUAAUCUUACAAUAUGAAGUUAAUUUUCAAAAUGGAAUUGAAUGUGGGGGUGCAUACGUGAAACUACUUUCCAAAACUCAAGAACAGAAACCCGAGCAGUUCCAUGAUAAGACGCCCUACACUAUCAUGUUUGGGCCUGACAAGUGUGGUGAGGAUUACAAACUGCAUUUCAUUUUCCGGCACAAGAACCCCAAGACUGGAGAAUAUGAGGAGAAACAUGCAAAACGACCAGAUGCAGACCUAAAAUCUUACUUUUCAGACAAGAAAACUCACCUUUACACCCUAGUCUUAAAUCCUGAUAACAGCUUUGAAAUCCUGGUUGAUCAAACCGUUGUAAAUCGUGGGAAUCUCCUAAAUGACAUGAACCCUCCCGUGAAUCCCCCUAAUGAGAUAGAAGAUCCAGAGGAUAAAAAGCCUGAAGAUUGGGAUGAGAGACCAAAAAUAUCAGAUCCAGAUGCUGUGAAACCUGAUGACUGGGAUGAGGAUGCUCCUGCCAAGAUCCCAGAUGAAAGUGCUGUGAAACCAGAAGGCUGGCUGGAUGAUGAACCUGAAUACACUUCUGAUCCAGAUGCAGAGAAGCCAGAGGACUGGGAUGAAGAUAUGGAUGGAGAAUGGGAGGCACCACAAGUGGCAAAUCCUAAGUGUGAGUCGGCUCCUGGUUGUGGAGUCUGGCAGCGACCUACUAUUGACAAUCCCAUGUACAAGGGCAAAUGGAAGUCUCCAAUGAUUGAUAAUCCAGACUAUCAGGGUAUAUGGAAACCAAGAAAAAUCCCAAAUCCAGAUUUCUUUGAAGAUCUAGAACCAUUCAGAAUGACUCCAUUCUACGCAGUUGGCCUUGAACUGUGGUCUAUGACUUCCGAUAUUUUCUUUGAUAAUUUUAUUAUCUGCUCAGAGAGAAAUGUGGCUGAUGACUGGGCUAAUGAUGGAUGGGGCCUAAAAAAGGCAGCUGAUGGAGCUUCUGCGCCUAGUGUAGUGGGACAAAUGAUAACUGCUGCAGAGGAAAGACCUUGGCUCUGGAUUGUUUAUAUUCUGACUGUGGCUCUGCCAGUUUUUCUGGUUAUACUCUUCUGCUGCUCUGGAAAGAAACAGCCAUUGGAUGCAGAACACAAAAAGACUGAUGCUCCCCAGCCUGAUGUAAAAGAGGAGCAGGAGGAGGAAGAAGAAGAAAAAGACAAUAAGGCUGAAGAGGAAGAAGAUGCUGAAGAAAGUGACACGCAAAAACCAAAGCAGGAUGAAGAUGAAGGUGAUGAAGGGCAAGAAAGCCAAGAGGAAGAGGAGGCAGAAGAGGAGAUCAAACCUAAAGAAGACGACAUUAUGAACAGAUCUCCAAGAAAUCGAAAACCUCGAAAAGAUUAAGAAAACAAAUAUAUUCCAAAUCCACCAAUGGACUUGAACAUUUGGCAGAAGUUAAUAUAAAAAAAAAAAGCUUUCUGUUUUUACAGAGAUAAAUAACUAUCCAGGAACAUUGUAACACUGAAGUCCUUGUCACCCACAAGUCGCAGCCGAGAACUCGCAUCAUUAUACCACGUAUCUAGAUUUGUAAACCCAAGUAAUGAAAAAGCAUCAUUUCUAUAAUCUAAAUGCAUUUAACACUAGUCGACUUCUUGGUGGGAUAUGCAGUGUAACAUGAAGAACUAACUCUACUCUUUUUGUUUGUUUUUGUUUUUUUUUAAAUUAAAACUUUUUAAACUGAAGAAAGAAAUCUAGUAUUGCCAAACUCUUCCAUACUUCAGUGUAAUGAAAUGUAUUAAUCCUAGAAAAUAAAAUCAGAAGAGAGCUUUAGGAAAUGUUAGAUCUAAAAUGCAUUUAUUUUUUUUUUAAAUUUGUUUAAUGGCUGCUUGGUUUGGUGUUCAUUCCUUCCAGUUUAAAGUAACCCAUUUUGCUGUUUUUUUGUUUGUUUUACACGAGUAUUUACAAGACAUGCUUUUGGUUCUAGAGAGCAUGGUCAGUAGUCCUGGCAACAUGCAUGUUAUCCCUGGUUACCGUUAAGCCGCCAGCACUUGAAGUCUUUAUGGACCAAAAUGCUAUAAUCGCCCAGUAAACAGAUGUCUCGGAUACCUCUAAAUUACGUGUGUGCUCCCAAGUGUAAAUAUAUUCAUAUAGAACAUUUGCUUUGUGUGCAUACUGGGUUCCACAGUCAGUCCCUGUUUAUUUUUCUCUAUGUUUUUUUGUUUUGUUUUUACUGAAGCUGUAACUGUUCCCACAUCUUUAUUUAAAGCAACUUUGCUGUUUAAUCAGUGUUAGUUUUUUUUUCUUUUCUGCGAUUGCUUACUGGGAGAAUUGGAUACUGGCAUGAAUGGCUGCCUACUCUGUCCAUUUCACAGAUUAUACAGUUCUUGCAUGGACCUCUCUCAUAUAGGACAAACACUUUACCUGCAGUAGGGUCUAAGCAAGAGUGUACUUCUGACUUCUCUUUCAGAAAUAGGGUUAUGUAUGUCAACAUUUUGUUGAAUGGAAAAUACACCCCCUUAAUGACAUAAAUAUCUUUCAGACAUACCCGUUUCCACAGAUGAAAAGGAAACCAUGACAGUCUGCCUGUGCUGUAGUGAGCAGCGCCCCACUUUAGUCUUAAAGGACCAGUAACAGUAAUUUCUUUUUGUUAAUAAAAAAAAAAAACAGUUUAAACUUUUAAUUGCAAAGCUUUUAUUAAGAAAUUACUUACCGAUUCUCUGCAUGUGCUCCUCUUUUGGAACGGCGACAGGUUGACGAUCCAUCGUGCAUCGCUUGAUUUCUCGUCCCUGCCUUCUAUAGGAGAUAGCCAGGGAGGAGAAAUCGUGCACCGUGCGAUGGAUCGUCACCGUUUCAGAAGAGGAGUGCAUGCAGAAAAUUGGUACAUAAUUUCUUAAUAAAAGCUUUGCAAAUUAAAAGUUUAAACUGUGCUGGUGUUUUUUGUUAAAAUGAAACUAAUUUAAAAAAAAAAUUACUGUUACUGGUCCUUUAGCAAAGUGUCUCCAACCCAUCCCUUGUUCCAUUGUGAAGUGAUGGAUCCUGGGACCUGAAGUCCCUCUGCUUUCCAGAGGAUCUAUGCACCACCCACUCACAAUGGAAAGCAGGGGAACCUUCAUUUCUCACAGUUGGAACAUGGUGAGGGAGGGGUUGCAUUAAACUGUCUGACUAAGGGAUGUUGGGAAAUGGUUAGUAUGAAUAACAUGAAUUUCUGUGGAAUCAGAUAUGUCUUUGUAAAAAAAUGGUAGUUAUGCACCUUUUUCUAUAUAAACCCAACUGAGUGAGCUCAUGUUAAAAAGUAUAGCAGGAAUUAUAGCAACGUCUGCUCAGAAAUACAGCUAUAAUUAUUAUUACGUGUUACAUAUGAAGGGGGGUUUCCAUUAAAAAGGCAACUGUACAAUGAAAUGCCAACACAGGUACGUGACAGCCAGUGCCUACGAGUCUACAAUUUUAUGGUGCUGUUAGGGGUAUUGUCCGCUCGUCUUGCUGAGAAACCAAUGAGAUUAAAAAUGCCACGUGGCGUUGCCAUAUAAUGAUUAAAGGCAACUUGCUGUCAAAAUGCUUUUGCUGGUUGGUAUUGUAUUUGUAUUGCAUUGGUAAAACCGUCAAUGCUACUUGAGUUCCAAUUAUUUCCAUUGAGACCUGCUUCUACUGAUCUCUUUGUAAAUAGAACCAUUUCCCAAGGUACCACCUCAUGCUAUGUUUUAGAAUAUGUAUUGACUUGUAGCUACAGUGACUGGCUUAAGUUGGUUAUCUGUGUGCACUAAAGUUGGGGGGGGGGAAACCUUUGACCCCAGACAUGAGAUGGAGAUGACUAUUCAGUUCAGGGUUGUUUAGUGCUGACGCAGACUCGUGUUGCAUUCAGAUUUAGCAGCCAUUUCUUCCGAUUUUCUGGUUUGCAACCAUAACAAUGCUUUUAAAUUCCUUUAAAAAAAAAAACAUCUCUGCUGUAGAUCAGUUUCCCUUACAAACAAAAUGUUGCUGCUUUGGGUGCUCUAUGGUGCUUUGCCUAUCCAAAUGGCUCUACUGCAUGAGGAAAACUCUUAAGCUUGUCUCACCCAGCAAGGGAAGAAUGCUGCAGCAGUGUUUCCAUGGCACGAAUUGUGAUGACAAAAUGAUGUGUAUUUUAUUUGCUGGCAGGCCUUUCAACCUUCUGUAAUGUGUAAAAUCUUUUUCAUUUGCUCUUGUUGUGGCAAAAAAAAUUAUAUUGUUCGUGUAGGUUUCAGUCAGAACACAAUAAAAUUUUUAAGAAAAA
Messenger RNA from Xenopus laevis (African clawed frog), 4848 nucleotides. It is a transcript of the gene canx.L, whose product is annotated as calnexin L homeolog. Gene Ontology annotation, biological process: protein folding; ERAD pathway. Gene Ontology annotation, cellular component: endoplasmic reticulum membrane; melanosome membrane; endoplasmic reticulum. The transcript has 15 exons. Lineage: Eukaryota; Metazoa; Chordata; Amphibia; Anura; Pipidae. Gene Ontology annotation, molecular function: calcium ion binding. The record is from RefSeq and is a predicted model, not a curated record. The coding region runs from base 162 to 2003 and encodes 613 amino acids.